This is a messenger RNA of Coniophora puteana RWD-64-598 SS2, 432 nucleotides long. RefSeq lists its product as uncharacterized. The transcript has 4 exons. Bases 1 to 432 code for a protein of 143 amino acids. Gene Ontology annotation, biological process: protein folding. The record is from RefSeq and is a predicted model, not a curated record. Gene Ontology annotation, cellular component: chaperonin-containing T-complex. Gene Ontology annotation, molecular function: ATP-dependent protein folding chaperone; ATP binding. NCBI's taxonomy places the organism in Eukaryota, Fungi, Basidiomycota, Agaricomycetes, Boletales, Coniophoraceae.
AUGGAUGCAGACGUGAUCAAGGUGUUUGGUACGCGGACGAAGCUGGAUGGGACGGGAUGGCUGGCUGAACUUGAGCAGGCGGAGAAGCAAUGCAUCAACGUGGCGGUGGCCGACGUCGCCGCUCGCGUGGUACACGGUAAACAGGCGAUCGCGGUCGAGGCGAUCUUGGGUGCGCUGAAGCAGAUCCCGACGAUCAUGGCGGAUAAUGUGGGGUAUGACUUGAGUGAGCUUGUUGCGAUGAGAGCGGCGCAUUAUGAGGGGAAGAUGUAUGCUGGGCUCGACAUGGACGAGGCGAAGGUGGCGAGCGUCCGCGAGCUUAUCAUUACGCAGAGCUACAAGCUCAAGCGACCGUUGGUUCUCAUCGCGACUGAAGCUGCUGAGAUGAUCAUUAGGGUGGACGGUAUCCUGUGCACGUCACAGCGGAGACGAUAG